GUGGUUGGCGCGCCCACGAACGACGCGUCUUUUCUUUAAUUGCACUUCACAGAACAAAGACAUUCCAUCAGCCGCAAUUCCGAACAGCAAUAUAUGAAAGAGCACGUUCAGUGUGCUAUAUAUGAGACACGAGCUUCAGACCAAGGCACAAUGACUUGUUAUGACGCUUCCUGUUUGACUUCGCUUCCCACCACUGUCUUCAACCUCCCCGACGGACACUCCGACAUCUCCGGUCAAUGGGCUUCAAAUUCAACUGGCUAGUGGAACUCUUGGAUGGCCUUGACGCCGCAAAAUGGCAGAAACCCCUUACAGUGUCCCGUGCGAUGAAGCCGGAGCACCAAGUAGUGGAUCAAUGGUUCAAGGCACAUGGCCACCAGAUACCUCGACAUGGACCCUCCGCUGCUUCUUUUCUGGCUUGCAUGUUUCCAGAGCGUCUGUCGCAUCGGACGUACGCGAUGCAAGAAGCCAGACUAGCCACGACCUUUGGUCGUAUACUUCAUCUCGGGACAGGUCGAGCCGACAGACUACGGCGCUGGCAAGACUCAAAGCUUGAUUUCUCAACAUGUCUAGAACAGAUCAUGUCUGAGGCCGAGAUGCCUCUUCCAGACGCCAGCAACCAAGUCACUCUCGAGGAAAUCGACGAAGCCCUUUUUCAGAUCGCCGCGAACUCACCUUUCUCGUCAGUAGAGAUUCGAUGGUCGGCCAAUAACGCCUAUCCCCACGAAAUUCUACUGCCCAUCGUACGGCGCCUACAAAGCUGGGAAGCGAAGUGGCUCGUGCGCAUGAUAUUGAAGUCUUAUAGUCCUAUCCAGAUACCAGAACAUCAGUUUAUGCAGUCGUUUCAUUUCCUCCUUCCCGAUGUCUUAGCCAUACAGAACAGUCUCGAAGCGGCAGUGGAAGUGUUAUCUCAAGAAGAUCUCAGAUCUCUGCCGCCAAACCCUCCAAAAGAGCUAAGGCACAUCUAUCGCAAAGUAUGUGCAAGAUACCUGGUACCGAAACUAGGGGUCAUGAUCUGCCGUCAGCCGUACUACAAAGCCAGGAGUAUCCGGCACUGCUGUCAGAUGGCAAAUCAGAGGUCAAUGAGUGUGGAGCGAAAGUAUGACGGCGAGUAUUGCCAGAUACAUAUCGACAGAUCAAAGCACGGCAGAGGUUGCAUUCAGAUCUUUUCCAAAAGCGGCAAGAACUCGACCGAGGAUCGAGUCCGCUUACACGGGGCAAUUGCCGUAGGUCUACAGCUUGACAAUGCAGACUGUCCAAUACAACGGAAUUGUAUCGUGGAGGGUGAGCUUCUCGUGUGGAGUCGGUCGAAGAGAGCCGUCCAGCCGUUUCAUGUCAUUCGCAAACAUGUCAUGCACGGCUUGCGCUUCUUAGGCGCCGAGGCUGAUUCUCCAAGAAAGCCGGAUGAGCAGUUAAUGAUUAUGUUUUAUGAUAUAUUGCUACUUGACGACAAAGUAUUGACUAAUAAACCCCACGCCGAGCGACGAGAGCUAUUGAGGGCAGUUGUCAGACCAGUCGAGGGUCAAUCCGAAAUCGGAUAUCGCAAUGUCAUCGACUUCUCGAAAAGGGACUGCAAAGACGGACUGCGCGAAUUGUUCGUCCAUGCCAUUAACGAGAGAUGGGAAGGUCUUGUGCUGAAAGGCUGCAAGGAUCCUUACUUUUCGUGGGAAGAGAGCAGCAGCGUCAUUAAACUGAAGAAGGAUUACAUUGCCGGGCUGGGCGAUACUGUUGACCUGUGCAUUGUUGGCGGCCGACGCGAGCAAAGUGUGGUUGACGAGCUGAAAAUUGGCCAACUAUCUUGGACAUCGUUUCACCUUGCCUGCCUCGAGAACAGGGAUGAAGUCCGGAGAUUCAAUGCUAAGCCUGCAUUCCGGCUCCUGGACGUUCUGUCAUAUCACAACAUAUCAAAGGACAAUAUCUUGUUUCUGAACGAGAGAGUUCGGCUCUUGGAGAUUCCGUAUUCCAGAUGCACGCAGUAUCUCGACGUACGGAUCGAUCAGAGGGGGAUACGACCGCCUACAGCUCUCUUCAAAGAGCCUUUUGUUGUCGAGGUCAUGGGAGCAGGGUUUGAGAAGCCGUCUAACACUCCAUACUUCGUGCUGCGGUUCCCUCGCGCUCUCAACAUCAAGCUGCAUCUGGACAGAUCUCUGGUCGAAACAAACACUUUUGAAGAGCUGCAGGAGAUGGCUUGCAAGAGCAUGACGCCGGUGUCUGAAGCGUUUGACCACGACGAAGCUGAAUGGCUGCAACGUCUCAUCCAGGCCGAUGGGAAAGGGUACAAUGCAGAAGGCAAUUCUCAAAGUACAAGUCCGGCGAAGAGUUCUCCAGGUGGAGGAGUCAAGUUUGCAGACCUCACAGACCACAAGCUUGAGAGACAAGGCUUGGACACGGUGGCUCAUGCUAGACGUCCAGGCGAUACCGGUAUGGUCAGAUUCAGUUCACCUGUUGACGGACAGAACACAUCUGUACGCAAGCACACCCUGUCGAUUCAUAUAUCACCCUCAGAAGAAGCGAGAAAGAAGCGCAGAACAGACAGUGGUGUUGCCGCCGCCACAAUAUCCAAACACAGGUCACGCUCCACUGCUUCAGUCGGAACCGGAAGCGUAAGGAGAACUUUGAUACCCCUCUACCGUGCGCUCAAGGGCCCAAUGUCGGCCAUUUCGCCAUUCAGCCCACCGGCCGUUUUCCGUUCUCCAAGGAAGAGGAAAAACAAAGGCAAAAGCAAAAGCGCUACUGCCCGAUCUUCGGCUGCUCCCAUUUCACUAGCAUCCAGCAGAAGCAGACAUAUGACUACAGGCAGACACCCGCUCGGGGAGCUUCCGAACGUCUCUCCUACCUCGCCGCAACGUCCUGCAGAAGGCAAAGUCUCAGGUAAUGCCUCAGGGCCCCGAUGACCGUGACGCCGAGUUGGAAGAAAUCACGAAGACCAAAGAUAUACUAUACCAUACCCCCCAUUUAAAUAAUUAGGUAAACAGACCAAAUAAGACACACAGCACUACACUACCCAUACUGCAGACAAUACACUAGUAGACCGUUAUGGUCAUUUGCCAUUUGUAGUCAGUCCGAGUCAUCAAGAUGAUCAUUCAUAGCUAAUAUCAAUUUUUA
Messenger RNA from Exophiala dermatitidis NIH/UT8656, 3102 nucleotides. Its product is annotated as DNA ligase (ATP). Gene Ontology annotation, cellular component: DNA ligase IV complex. The coding region runs from base 237 to 2891 and encodes 884 amino acids. The transcript has a single exon. NCBI's taxonomy places the organism in Eukaryota, Fungi, Ascomycota, Eurotiomycetes, Chaetothyriales, Herpotrichiellaceae. Gene Ontology annotation, biological process: nucleotide-excision repair, DNA gap filling; double-strand break repair via nonhomologous end joining; DNA recombination. Gene Ontology annotation, molecular function: DNA binding; ATP binding; DNA ligase (ATP) activity. The record is from RefSeq and is a predicted model, not a curated record.